Molecule: messenger RNA, 1929 nt
Organism: Homo sapiens (human)
Lineage: Eukaryota; Metazoa; Chordata; Mammalia; Primates; Hominidae
Gene: ZSCAN5C
Product: zinc finger and SCAN domain containing 5C
Exons: 5
Coding region: 178-1668 (496 amino acids)
Cellular component (GO): nucleus
Source: RefSeq, marked validated
GAGAGCACAUCCUAGAAGAGAGGAGGCUGGAGGCAGAAGUCAGGAAGGAGACUUCUGAAUGAACAGUGAAUCUAUUACUGAGAAAAACCAGGGGUGGCCUGUGUAUAUAGGUCGCAAUUAGACACCGGCUUCUGGAAGAGCUUUCCCAGAGACAGAUUGAAAUAUUCCCCAGUAGACAUGGCUGCAAAUUGCACAUCCUCAUGGAGUCUAGGAGAAUCCUGCAACAGCCCUGGGUCAGAGCCACCACAGUCCAUGCCAUCCCCAGCAACUCAACUUGGAAAUCAUGACAGUGAUCCUGAGACUUGUCACGUGAACUUCAGGAUGUUCAGCUGCCCGAAGGAGUCGGACCCCAUCCAGGCUCUGAGGAAACUCACUGAGCUGUGCCAUCUGUGGCUGAGGCCCGACCUCCACACCAAAGAGCAGAUCCUGGACAUGCUGGUGAUGGAGCAGUUCAUGAUCUCCAUGCCCCAGGAGCUCCAGGUCUUAGUCAUGAUGAACGGUGUGCAGAGCUGCAAAGACCUGGAGGACCUGCUACGAAAUAACAGAAGACCCAAGAAAUGGUCUGUAGUCAGUUUUCUUGGCAAGGAAUAUCUUAUGCAGGAAUCAGAUGUGGAGAUGGCUGAAGCCCCCGCCAGUGUCAGAGAUGAUCCGAGACACGUGUCCAGCCAGCGGACCUCCUCUGUGAACCAGAUGUGUCCGGAGGAAGGCCAGGCCAGCCAAGAGCUGCAGACCCUGCCCAGGGUCCCUGCACUGUUCAGGAGGCAGGAAGAGGACUUCCUGCUGCCAGAGACUACUGUCAUGAAAGGUGACCCAAAGGCUCUGAGACCCAAGCCGACCUUGGAGAAGGACCUGGAGGAAGACAGGGAGGAGAACCCAGGACUUACAUCCCCAGAGCCUCAGCUUCCAAACAGUCCCACAGGGGUGGUGGGAGCAAAGGAGGGGAAGGAACCCCAAAAAAGAGCCUCUGUGGAAAAUGUGGAUGCUGACACACCUUCUGCCUGCGUUGUGGAGAGAGAAGCUUCGACUCACAGCGGGAGCAGAGGAGACGCUCUGAAUCUGAGAGGUCUCAAAAGAAGCAAACCAGACGCCACCUCCAUUUCCCAAGAAGAGCCUCAAGGAGAAGCCACACCUGUGGGCAACAGAGAAUCCCCGGGACAAGCUGAGAUCAAUCCAGUUCAUUCCCCAGGCCCUGCGGGCCCAGUCAGUCACCCCAGUGGCCAAGAAGUCAAGGAACUGCUGCCCUUUGCAUGUGAGGUGUGCGGCAAGAGGUUUAAGUAUCGCGGCAAGUUAGCCGUCCACACGAGAUCACACACAGGCGAGAGACUCUUUCAGUGUAAUCUCUGCGGGAAGCGCUUCAUGCAGCGCAUAGGCCUGCAAUUUCACCAGCGAACCCACACUGGCGAGAGGCCCUACACGUGUGACAUCUGCCAGAAGCAGUUCACCCAGAAGUCCUACUUGAAGUGUCACAAGAGAAGCCACACAGGGGAGAAGCCCUUCGAAUGUAAAGACUGCAAGAAAGUUUUCACCUACAAGGCAAAUCUGAAGGAGCACCAGCGCAUCCACUCUGGAGAGAAACCCCACAAAUGUUCCAAGUGUCCAAGAGCCUUCGGUCGGCCGGCGACCUUAAGACGCCACCAGAAAACACAUCGAGAAGCCACUUCACAGUGACUUCACCAUCGGGUCUGUCUUCUGCACCAAGAAAGUGUGAAUGAAGAUUUUUCACCGAUGUUGUCAGAUGACGUUUGACAGAUGAAGGGCGCCUGGCACGCAGAGGAGUGCCCUAGAUAGGAAUUCCUAGGAUGUUUGUUUAAAUCUUUUUCCUCCCCGGGGGAAUUUUGGUUUUUGUUUCAUUAUUUCUAUUGUUUUAGGUUUAUUUUGGUUUGUGUUGCUGUUCUUUCAAUAAACAUCUUAUUAGUUUUCAAUAUUUUG